UUUUUUUAGGCAGCAUUAAUUGGUCGACGAGAAGAAGUCAUACGUGAUCUUAUUGAUAUUAUUGAUAAUGAAUCAAACCGUCCAUUAAAAUAUGAAAAUCGUUUAUGGUCAUUUAUAUUAGCACUUGAAACAUUUGUUGAACUUAAUAUAGAAUAUGAUGAAAAUUUAUUAAAUGAAAUAGCACUUGCUAUUGAUUAUGUUCUUGAACAUUUAGAAAAGAAAACAUCAACACCAGGAGAUAUUCAUAAAUUUUUAACAAUGGUUUUUUAUGCACAAGCUACUUUAGUAGAAUGUUAUACAAAAAUUGUUAAAUUGGAUAGAGCAAAUCAGCAUUAUAUGCGUGCAAUUAAAUUUGGUAUGUCAUUAAAAGAAUGGACAUUUCGUGUUUGUAAUGGAAUGCUUAAAUUAGCUAUAUAUGAAAUAUAUGAAUGUACCAAAUGGCUUAUUGAUACUCGUAUAUCAAUACUUCCAAACGAAAUUCAUGAACAUUUAAUUAUAAAUCAUAUGUAUGAUAUAAGUAAACAUUUUAAAUUAUUACGACCACGUUAUUUAAUGUGUUUGGCUCUUAAACUGUUAAUAACUGGUUACCAACGUUCAGCUAAAACUCAAUUUGCUAAUGCAAUUCGUCUUGCUAAUGACCUUGAAUUAGAUUCUGAAAGAAAACAUAUUGAAAUGACAAGAAAACAAAUAUUUAAAGUAAUUACAAAGAGAAAAACAAAGUCAAUUAAUAAAAUCAAACAAAAAUGA
Molecule: messenger RNA, 747 nt
Organism: Rotaria sordida
Lineage: Eukaryota; Metazoa; Rotifera; Eurotatoria; Philodinida; Philodinidae
Source: the annotation of a GenBank genome assembly